Molecule: messenger RNA, 1104 nt
Organism: Prunus mume (Japanese apricot)
Lineage: Eukaryota; Viridiplantae; Streptophyta; Magnoliopsida; Rosales; Rosaceae
Product: monothiol glutaredoxin-S15, mitochondrial-like
Cellular component (GO): mitochondrial matrix
Source: RefSeq, a predicted model, not a curated record
GGGAGGUAACCUCUCUUUCAAAGAUUAUUCUAUUUAAGCGAUUUAACAUUGAUGAUAUAUGCAAUCUUGCUGAGAAGUUUUAUCCUGAAGAAACUGAGUUGCAUGCUUUAAAUCAACAAUUGGGAUUUUAUAAGAUUGAUAUGGACUGUCUUCCAGCCUUCAAGAAUCUCGAUUCCAUUCCUGAAUUGCUGAAGUGUUUACUUCACACAAGGGAAUUAAGUGCAAAUUGAGCAAAAUUAAGAGAAACGCACCGUCUUAACCGACUUUCAUCUCUCGCUGUGACAUCUACACUUGUUGUGAGCGUGCGUUUCAGUUCUCUCUUCCAAGCCCUAAUCUGUUGCUCCUUCCACCUUUCCUCUUCAGGUAAACUCGUCACAGUCUCCAACUUUCCUUUGGUUUCCUUUGGUUUCUGAGCAAACAAACAUCGCUUGAGUUGUCCAUCAUGUCGAGGCCGCUCUCAAAGUUGCUCUUCAAGGGAAUUUCAGGCUUCCGGGCUGCCCGUUCUAGUGAAAUUGUAUCUGGAUCCUUUUAUCAAAAUGGAAUGAGAUACUCGACCUCUGUGCCUAAUGACACCGACACACAUGACGAUUUUAAACCCGCUAAUAAGUUCGACGGUUCUGGCCUUAGCUUGAAGGAACUUGUUGAACAGGAUGUAAAGGACAACCCUGUAAUGCUUUAUAUGAAAGGAGUGCCUGAGGUUCCCCAAUGUGGAUUCAGCUCACUUGCAGUAAGAGUGUUAAAACAAUAUGAUGUUCCUUUGAGUGCUAGGAAUAUUUUGGAAGAUCCUGAGCUCAAAACUGCUGUAAAAGCGUUUAGCCACUGGCCAACAUUUCCACAGAUAUUCAUCAAGGGGGAGUUCAUUGGAGGGUCAGAUAUAAUUCUCAAUAUGCACCAGUCUGGUGAGCUCAAGGAAAAGCUCAAGGAUAUUGCAGUCAAUCAAGAGAAGUCUGCAUAAGAUAAAUUAUGAGAGGGUAGGUUAAAUGUUAUCUGUGUAAUCUUUUGUUGAUAAAAGAUGACUAGAUAUGUGGUUAUCCUUGUUUCCUUCAAAGUUGAUAAACCUAAUUUGCAAUAAAUGUCAGCUUAAUAUUCUCUUUUCAUCUUCAA